CAAGACAAAUAUACAAAAUAUAGACUAAAUAGAUCUUUAUAAUGCCGGAAUGGGUAGAAAUGGGAUGUCAAUUUUCGGCUCUAACUUACAAGAACAUCUGCCUCUAUAAAAGCUCACUUUGGAUUACUAUACUAGAACUGACUCUCACCAUUUUGGUUGCCGUUUUCUUCAUCAAAUUCGGCCAUGACACAACCACAGUCAAGCACUUUCCACAGACCAACAUAAACCUUGAGAUCAAGCCCCACUUUACCUACAUGCCCGAUACAGCUACACUUACAAAGAUGGUCAAUGUACGUUGGAAGAACCCAACCCAUUUCAAGGCCGUCUCCAGUCUGGCAGAGAAGCCAUUGGUCGUCUUCAGAGAUAUGAUUGAUAAGGAAGGUCUCCCACAUGACCUCAAGUUCCGUGUGGUUUUGUACGAGAAGGUGCCGACUCAAAAGGUCAUUGGCACUAGCUACAAUUACGCCAACAAAGGGUUAAUCUCCGCCCAACUUGUGGUCUCUGAGCUUUACUUGAACCACUGGAAGAAGGAACGUGCGAACCUGACAUACAACCCAAUUCUGCUUUUAAAAACACAAAUGAUGCCGCAAAUACAGGUCGAACGGGAUGUGAACAUCCAGAGAUUGACUCUGCUGUGUCCUUACCUCCCCGCCAUACUGUUGUUUUUCUGCGUGUUUACCACGGCGCUGAUUGUUGAGGAAAAAGUUUCCAAUAUUAAGAAAACGCUGAAGAUGCUGGGACUUCGACAGCCGGUGUACUGGGGCUCCUGGUUUGUGGCCAGGUUAUGUUUUGGGCUCAUCGUCGCUCUGAUCGUAGCUGUGUCGUGGAGCGCCAAGACAGCCAACGGGCCGCUGUUUCAAAUGUACUUCAUCUCCCUGUACGGGCUGAUGCUUCUCAUGGUGAUAAAUAGCCUGACGUUUUCUCUGACGCUGUCCAGCUUUUUAAACGACGGCUCGCUUGCUGGUCUUUACGCAUUAAUCGCGUUCACCGGAGCAAAUGCGAUCUCCAAAAUGAUAGAAAGUCGAGCCGGAAUAUGGACCAACCAUUUUGUUGGAACACUGCUGUUUUCUCACGGCAUCCGGAAGUGUUUCGACUCGAUGUGUGCGUCCGAAAUGCAGUGCGAAGAAGACCAGGAUAGCCUGCUGCAGGAGUUUUGUGAAGGGCUGGUGUACAUGUUGCUCAACACUGUGGUCAACGUGUUGCUGCUGUGUGUGGUGGAGCGGACUGGCUGUGGGGAAGGGAGAUCUCUCUUUCACAGAUGUUGGAACAAGAAACGUUUGGAGGAAGAUAAAGCCUCCAUACCCACGAUCACACAGAAAAAAGAUGAGUACUUCGAGCCAUUUCAAGAAAAUGCAGCUGCUGGUAUUGUCAUUCGUGAUUUGGUUAAGAUGUACGGUCAGACGAUGGUAGUUGCUGGCGUCAGUCUGGACAUAUACACUAACCAGAUCACAACGUUGCUUGGACAUGAUGGUGCCGGUAAAACGACGUUAAUUUCAAUGAUCUUAGGUCUGACCCCCAUAACUCGCGGUCAAGUGAUGAUAGACGGCAUGGAUGUUACCAGAAACCUGACAGCCAUUAGAAAAACCCUGGGCUUCUGUCCUCAGCACGAUUUGUUUUUUCCCAGACUCACAGUCUACGAGCAUAUGGUCUUCUACACUAAGAUGAGGCACGACAGCAUCACGAAAAAGGAAGCCUACCAACUGCUGACGGAGUUGAAUCUUGAGAAGAAGAUGAGCACCAACCCCUUGCUCUUAACGGAUGGCCAGAAAAGAAAAGUUUCCAUUGCAUGUGCUUUUGCUGGGAACACGAAGACCAUAUUCCUGGACGAGCCGUCAACUGGCCUUGACCCCAGCUCACGCAGACGACUCUGGCGCUGUCUGAUGACCUGGCGCUCUGGCCGGACCAUCUUGAUGACGACACACAGCAUGGACGAGGCCGACUACCUGAGUGACCGAGUCGCCAUCAUGGCCAACGGUGUGGUGGAGUGCUGCGGCACGCCCAUGUUCUUAAAGAAGACUUACGGCGUGGGCUAUAAGCUGACCUUAGUUAAGGCUGCCAAAUGCAAAGUAAAGAAAGUUGUUCAAUACAUCUUGAACGCUGAAGAGGCCGCCAUUUUUAAGUCUUCAACGAACACAGAGCUGGUAUUUCUCCUGCCCGAAUUUUGCGUCAGCGCUUUCCCAAAAUUUCUGCAAGACUUGGAGGAAGAUUUGCACUUGCUGAGGAUACAGUCCUAUGGUCUCUCUACCACAAGCAUAGAAGAUGUCUUCCUCAAAAUCUGGGAACUUGACCAGUCCAAGAUAGACUCCGAAGAUGUAGAUCCAGAUGAGACUGACCUGAAUGAUGCCGAGCUCAGCUUAUCGAGGGCCAACCUGGUCUCGAGAGGGGGCGUGGGAGAGGGGGGGCGCCUUGAUACCGACAUGGACAGGGGUGAGGGAGGCAAGUGA
Physella acuta is the source of this 2444-nucleotide messenger RNA. Its product is annotated as phospholipid-transporting ATPase ABCA3-like. The record is from RefSeq and is a predicted model, not a curated record. Gene Ontology annotation, cellular component: membrane; intracellular membrane-bounded organelle. Gene Ontology annotation, biological process: lipid transport; transmembrane transport. Gene Ontology annotation, molecular function: ATP hydrolysis activity; ATP binding; ABC-type transporter activity. NCBI's taxonomy places the organism in Eukaryota, Metazoa, Mollusca, Gastropoda, Physidae.